Volvox carteri f. nagariensis is the source of this 360-nucleotide messenger RNA. RefSeq lists its product as uncharacterized. The transcript has 2 exons. The annotation marks the transcript as partial. NCBI's taxonomy places the organism in Eukaryota, Viridiplantae, Chlorophyta, Chlorophyceae, Chlamydomonadales, Volvocaceae. The record is from RefSeq and is a predicted model, not a curated record.
AUCGCGCUGUACUUCUCCGCGCACUGGUGCCCCCCCUGCCGCCAAUUCACUCCCAAGCUGGCUGCGACAUAUAAGUCCUUCAAGGAAACACACCCGCGCGCUGCCGACUGGGAGAUCAUCUUUGUGAGCUGGGACACCGACCAAACAUCCUUUGCAGAGUACUACCAAGAGAUGCCCUGGCUGGCGCUGCCCUUCCAGAUGCGGGACAUCGCUGACGAUUUGACCAAGUUGUACAAGGUCAACGGCAUCCCCACGCUGGUCCUGGUGGACGGUGGCACUGGAGAGCUCAUCACCAAGCAGGGUCGUGAGGCCAUCUUGGACGACCCAACAUGUGCAAAAUUUCCUUGGCUCCCUGAACCC